Molecule: messenger RNA, 1136 nt
Organism: Pocillopora verrucosa
Lineage: Eukaryota; Metazoa; Cnidaria; Anthozoa; Scleractinia; Pocilloporidae
Product: molybdopterin synthase catalytic subunit-like
Biological process (GO): Mo-molybdopterin cofactor biosynthetic process
Cellular component (GO): cytosol
Molecular function (GO): molybdopterin synthase activity
Source: RefSeq, a predicted model, not a curated record
CUGUUUUGUUCUUUGCUAAAAGCCGUGAAUUAGUGGAACAGCGUUCGGCACAAAUAUUUAUUGGGAAGAGACUCUUGGGGAGAGAUCUGAUAGCUGGUAUCCUCAACAAUUUUCCGAGUCUUUCAGUUAUUCAGGAAAACCUUGUGAUCGCCGUGAAUCAAAAUUACAUCGAAAAGGAGUCAGAAAUUAUUCUUAACGGAGGCGAAGAAGUCGCAGUUAUCCCACCGAUUAGUGGUGGCUGAAAUGAAAGAAGAAAGUAAAGGAAAGGCACACAGUUUACACAUGGCAGAUGAUACAAUCGUUAUAACACCAGAUCACCUUCAUGUUGAUCAGGUUUCAGAAAUUGUUGGUGCUCCAAGUGCUGGAGCAAUCUCACUGUUUGUAGGGACCACAAGAGAUAAUUUUGAAGGAAAAACAGUAGUACGCUUGGAAUAUGAAGCAUACAUACCUAUGGCUAGGUCAGAGAUGCGCAAGAUCUGUAAGCAAGUGCGAGAAAAAUGGGAUGUGAUCAAAAUAGCCAUCUUUCAUAGAAUUGGGGUGGUACCCAUUGGAGAAGCCAGUGUGAUUAUUGCUGUUUCAUCAGCUCACAGGAUGAAUUCUCUUGAAGCUGUACAAUACUGCAUAGAUACUUUAAAAGCAACAGUACCAAUUUGGAAAAAGGAAGUCUAUGAACAAGGUGAACCAAGUUGGAAAGAGAACUCAGAAUGCUUCUGGGCAAAGAAAGUUGGGUCAUCGAAACAGUCUACAGUGUAACAAAGAACAGGCAAGCCAUCUGCUAAAAUAACCUGGCAUGUCAUCACCAUUAAUUACAAAGAUGUUUGCAAUCAAGAGUUCUUCCAUCCUCACCUAAAACUCAACUCUUCAACCCACACAUCACAAUGGAUGUUCAUUUUACUAAUAAUUUAUGCAAGACUUUGAUUUAGUUCACCAAUGUCUUCACUGACCAAUGUCAAAUCUUCAUUUCGCAGUCAAUUUAUUGCACUGCAUGAACAAACAGUUAUGAGUGUAAUAAGUACAAGCAAAAUGUAACAAUUAGUGUAUAGAUGUCUUAUGCAAAGGUGCAUUGUAUGCUAGAGAGAAGCAAAUAUUUUAAAAUGACAUACAGUAGAAUGUAAUAAUAAAUAUGACAUUAAUGA